AUGACACCCAACCUCUCCGCGUUUUGCUUAGGCACCGUAGCAACAGGAGAUCGCGUCGCAACAGUCCCGUGCAUUCUCGUUACCGCUGCCCAUUCGUCGCAACUGUGCAAGCCGCUGCCUCCCGUUCGCCCAUUUGAGACGCACGUUAUUUCCGUCGCGUUGUUGUUGCUGCUGUGCCGUAGUAGUAGCCUCCACCGAACAUCAUUAACGGGGCUAAACCCAAGCACAACUCCAACUACUACUAAAGACAUAGAAAAUGAAGCCAUGAGGGAGCUUAUUCAUCACUCUGAUGCUAACCGAGAUGGAAAAAUCUUUGCCUUUGAGCUCAUGUCCUAUUUUGGAUCCAUUGGAGACUACUUGUCUCCCGACGAAGCUCAAGGCCUCAUCCAAGACCUCGACUCCGAUGGCGACCAUUUGUUGGACUUUCAGGAUUUUAUGAAGCUCGUGACUAUCAACAACGAUGAUGAUCUCAAGAAAGCUUUUGAGAUGUUCGUGUGGGAGAAGGAGAACACGGAGGCUUCAUCGUCAUCGUCAGGCUAG
This is a messenger RNA of Arachis ipaensis, 540 nucleotides long. The record is from RefSeq and is a predicted model, not a curated record. Lineage: Eukaryota; Viridiplantae; Streptophyta; Magnoliopsida; Fabales; Fabaceae.